AUGUAUCCCGAGAUCCACACCUGCACAUCUUCAAUCCUCGAAUCUACUCAACAGCCCCCAACUUAUGCCCAACAACCCCUUUCUCCCUCCCUAGACACCUCGUCCAUCUUUCCUCAGUCACAUACACUACUACAUCUAGACUCACUACCACGCCGAUCCGCACGCCACCGUGCAUGCGCAACCGCAACCGCAACACGACAUGGAGGCACUGCCCCACCUCCUUUGUAUCUCGAAGAUGUCAACCAUGCGUGUGGGGCAAACGCAAGGCAAAACAUGUGGGAAAGAUACGAAGCUUCGGGGUGGCAAAAAACACCAAACACCAUCUCUCUGUCUCGAAAAAAGGCAAGUUACGCGGGGAGCGGAAGCAAGACUUUGCAACUACUGUGUAUUGUAAUAAAGUGCCUAUUUGGUAACUUCCAAGGGUGUAUAGGGGUAAACGACCGCGUGUGGGGACAUGUGGCUUGGACACGGCACCGAAACUUCUGUGCGUCGUCUUGGGGCCAGCUGGGCACAACGAACAUCGACGACGAUACUAACAACAACGCAACGACAAUUCGUCUUGGGUAUCGAGGCUUGGCAAGGCUGGUUCCCAACGUAUCGCAGCAGGCAGUGCAUGUUCCAAGAAAAAGCGGAGAAGCGGAAAAUCAAGACAACGCUGAACAAGAGCCGAACAACAACGCCUUUGCAAAUUUCCAUCACAGCCUUGAUUAUUAUACAGGACGUGUAUUAGGCUGUCUGUCUGUCAACUCGGGAAAGCGGAUUACCAAGACCGAGAGGGCUAGCCCUAGCCUUCCAACAUAA
This is a messenger RNA of Bipolaris zeicola 26-R-13, 801 nucleotides long. RefSeq lists its product as uncharacterized. The transcript has 5 exons. The record is from RefSeq and is a predicted model, not a curated record. The coding region runs from base 1 to 801 and encodes 266 amino acids. Lineage: Eukaryota; Fungi; Ascomycota; Dothideomycetes; Pleosporales; Pleosporaceae.